GAUGGCCUUGGAUUAUGUGCACUUAUCCACAGACACCGACCUGAUCUUAUUGACUACUCCAAGCUAAAUAAGGAUGACCCCAUAGGAAAUAUCAACCUUGCCAUGGAAAUUGCUGAAAAGCAUUUGGAUAUCCCUAAGAUGUUGGAUGCAGAAGAUGUAGUAAACACUGCCAGACCUGAUGAAAGAGCCAUUAUGACUUAUGUUUCCUGUUACUACCAUGCGUUUGCUGGUGCCCAGAAGGCUGAGACUGCAGCUAACCGGAUCUGUAAGGUGCUUGCUGUGAAUCAGGAAAAUGAGAGGUUGAUGGAAGAGUAUGAGAGACUAGCAAGUGAGCUUUUAGAAUGGAUUCGCCGGACAAUUCCUUGGCUGGAAAACAGGACUCCAGAAAAAACAAUGCAGGCUAUGCAGAAGAAAUUAGAGGAUUUCCGGGACUACCGCCGCAAACACAAACCUCCCAAAGUCCAAGAGAAAUGUCAACUGGAAAUCAAUUUCAACACCCUGCAGACAAAACUGAGAAUCAGCAACCGGCCAGCUUUCAUGCCAUCAGAGGGAAAAAUGGUUUCAGAUAUUGCUGGUGCUUGGCAGAGACUUGAACAAGCUGAGAAAGGCUAUGAAGAGUGGCUGCUGAAUGAAAUACGAAGACUGGAAAGACUUGAACACUUGGCUGAGAAAUUUAGGCAGAAGGCUUCCACUCAUGAACAGUGGGCAUAUGGCAAAGAGCAGAUCUUACUUCAGAAGGAAUAUGAAUCCGCUUCUCUGACAGAAGUCCGCGCCAUGUUAAGGAAACAUGAAGCUUUUGAGAGUGAUUUGGCUGCUCACCAGGACAGGGUGGAACAGAUCGCUGCCAUUGCCCAGGAGCUGAAUGAACUGGACUACCAUGAUGCUGCAAGUGUUAAUGAUAGAUGCCAAAAGAUAUGUGACCAAUGGGACAGCCUGGGAACACUUACUCAGAAAAGGAGGGAAGCACUGGAGAGGACGGAAAAAUUGCUUGAAACAAUUGAUCAGCUUCAUCUGGAAUUUGCCAAAAGAGCUGCUCCUUUCAACAACUGGAUGGAAGGUGCUAUGGAAGACCUACAGGACAUGUUUAUUGUUCAUAGCAUAGAUGAAAUCCAGAGUUUAAUCUCUGCACAUGAUCAAUUUAAAGCUACUUUGCCAGAGGCAGAUGGUGAAAGACAGGCCAUACUGUCAAUCCAGAAUGAAGUUGAAAAAGUUAUUCAGAGUUACAGCAUGAGAAUAAGUGCAAGCAAUCCUUACAGCACUGUUACUGUGGAAGAGAUUCGCAGCAAGUGGGAAAAGGUAAAGCAGCUGGUGCCUCAGAGGGAUCAAUCCUUGCAGGAGGAACUAGCCCGCCAGCAUGCCAAUGAGCGCCUGCGUCGCCAGUUUGCUGCUCAGGCCAAUGUCAUUGGGCCAUGGAUCCAGACCAAGAUGGAGGAAAUUGCCCGCAGCUCUAUUGAAAUGACAGGGCCUUUGGAGGACCAGAUGAAUCAGCUGAAGCAAUAUGAGCACAAUAUCAUUAAUUAUAAACACAACAUUGACAAACUGGAAGGAGAUCAUCAGCUUAUACAAGAAGCACUGGUGUUUGACAACAAGCACACCAACUAUACUAUGGAGCACAUCCGUGUUGGAUGGGAGCUGCUGCUUACCACCAUUGCUCGAACUAUCAAUGAGGUUGAGACUCAGAUCCUCACAAGAGACGCCAAGGGUAUCACCCAGGAACAAAUGAAUGAGUUCAGAGCAUCCUUCAAUCAUUUUGACAGGGAUGAAUCUGACCAUCUGCAUUCUGAUGAGUUUAAAGCCUGCCUCAUCAGUCUAGGACAGGUUGGAAAUGACCUGCAGAGGAAGAAUGGAUUGAUGGACCACGAUGAUUUCAGAGCUUGCUUAAUUUCAAUGGGUUAUGAUUUGGGUGAAGCUGAGUUUGCUCGAAUCAUGUCUCUGGUUGACCCCAAUGGGCAAGGAACUGUCACUUUCCAGUCCUUCAUUGACUUCAUGACCAGAGAAACGGCAGAUACAGACACGGCUGAGCAAGUGAUAGCUUCCUUCAGAAUCUUGGCUUCAGAUAAGCCUUAUAUCCUGGCAGAUGAGUUACGUCGCGAGCUGCCUCCUGAGCAGGCUCAGUACUGCAUCAAGAGAAUGCCUCCGUACACCGGCCCAGGUUCUGUUCCUGGGGCUCUGGAUUACACCUCCUUUUCGUCAGCACUGUAUGGAGAGAGUGACCUCUGAUUCUGUAAUUGGCCGUAUUCAUGGUAUACACUAAAAAUACCUACUUUAUUGUCCAAAUUGCUUCUCAAAAGCUUUGACAAGCUGAUUUAAAAAUGAGUUUUACAAAUACAGUAGGUAUGGUCAGUGUAAAGUCCUAAUAGCUAAAGUAACUAUUGUAUGUUAAAGUGUGCGGCACGCUAGAUUUCUGCAUUGUUGGUUUUAGGUUGUCUGUCCUGUACAAUGCUAGAAAACAUUAAAAAAAAAAUCGCAAGAUACUAACUUUGGAAAUAUCCAUUCAGAAAAUAGAAUGUCAAACCUGAGAACAUUGAAACUCACAGAAUAGUUCUCCAUUUUCAAAAUGUUUCAAUGCCAUAUGUGCUUCUUUU
Molecule: messenger RNA, 2585 nt
Organism: Pterocles gutturalis (yellow-throated sandgrouse)
Lineage: Eukaryota; Metazoa; Chordata; Aves; Pterocliformes; Pteroclidae
Product: alpha-actinin-2
Exons: 17
Coding region: 103-2220 (705 amino acids)
Biological process (GO): muscle cell development; actin cytoskeleton organization
Cellular component (GO): Z disc; cell projection; cortical actin cytoskeleton
Molecular function (GO): calcium ion binding; actin filament binding
Source: RefSeq, a predicted model, not a curated record